UUUAAGAUUAAUUUGAAAUUUUCGUUGGUAUAAUUUUUACUAUAAAGUAUACAAAUAUUAAGCUUAAGUAUAAUGGCGUGUCUUUUUGUAUUCGAUAUUAUAAUAACUCAAUUUGAGUCGCCAUAUGUACUAAGCGAGGAACUGGAUAAAGUAAUCGUAGAGGUCACUUUGGACAAUAAAGUAAUCAACAUAACUUCGAGUCAGAUUAAUGUAAACGAAUUCCAGCAAGGUUCAAGUACGGAGUUCAUUCAAACCCCAGAGAAGCUGCAAGAGAGCCUGGAAAAAUGUGGAAUGGAUGUUAUUGUGAAACUUUCCAAUAGCAUUAUUGGCAUGGGCCACAUGAGUUUUCCCAAACCUAUUGUUGAGAACAUAACCGGGGACAUGACUGAACUUCUACAUUUGGAUUCCUGCCUCUUAGGGCGGCAAACACUAGUUGUUGGCAAAGUUGAGUUUCUUUGCCGGCUUGUAUUAAAGAGCAUUCAACAAAUACCGGAGCCAAGCAUUUGCCAACUUCUUGUGGACACAAGUAUAGACCCAAACGAUAUUUUGUUAGUUAUCGGCGAUUACCAGCGCAACCCCGACCCCGUUAAGCCUUGCAUAGAUAAAUGGCAAGUAGACGUAGAGGAUGAGUAUCUAAAAUUGGGCCUCGAACGCUAUCGCACCGUUGAACCUAGUGCAUUUAAGCAUGAUGAAAUUUUUAAAUAUGAUCCAUUGGGCGACUCAAUACGUAAGAAUAUAAACAUAAUGACACAACAGUAUAGUGAAAUUAUUGAUAGAAUUUCUGGUGUUAAGAAACUACCCUGCCGCACGGCGGAGGCAUUAAGAAGUCCUUGCGGCUCGCCGUGUAUCAAUCCUUUAGAUGAUGUAGCCUUAACAAACUCACCAUCUAAUCAGAAUAUGCAGUAUGCUUUUAGCAGCAACAGAUUUACGGGUGGAGGACUAUUAACUCCCAACGACUCACAGAUAAGUAAGGAAGUGCAGUUGUGUCCUGUCUGCCUCCAUAAUAUGUCAUGGCUACCGAAAUAUGCCAGUUGUCCCGGCUGCGGAAUCAAGCAGAUACCAAUCGUUGAAGAGAUUAAGCCAGAAAGAAAAAUGACCGCGGAUGAAAUAUUGAAAGAAUAUCUUGACGAGACCCCACCUGUCCUUGAUGAGGCGCGUAAGCGGGUUCCCAAUGAGAAUCAAUCUAAGUGCCGAUGCACAUGCAAAUAUGACAAACUCUGUGCCAACUGUCGAUUGCGUAAACGAUAUCCGGACAUUAUGCCGCCGAAGUCAAAAGAGGUCGAUGUCGCAAUGGAAAGCGAAGAAGACGCUGAUGAGGAUCCCGAGAUUUAUUGCUUAACACAGACCAGACCUAUGACUUUUCGCCCAUUUCUAUCACGCGUCUUAUCUGAGCUGGUCCAUCUAUAUGAUAUAGACUUAGGAAAGCAAAAAUACCGACAAAAUUGUGAGCCAACUGUGAAAGCAGCCGCGUCAUUAGAGAACGACCAGACGAAUGGAGCCAAGCCGGCUGCUUUAAAAAAAAAGCGCCCAAGCAAGGUCCUCAUGAGCAGUCAAAAGCGAAGAAAGACCAAAAAUCAAAUACACAAAUUUAGCGCGAAAACUAAAAGCCAAAUACACAAAUAUUGCACCAAGAUUAACAGACCAGUCGCACGCCAUCAUGGCUGGGCUUGGUCCUCUAGCAAAGAGGCACGCAAAUACGGCUGGCGACCCGGCGCCAUUCACAAGUCAAUGAAGAAGGCGAUGAAUUUCUUUUUGAAUGGCUCGCAAGGGCGCUCUAGCUAUAAAACCUGCAAUAGCCAUGUGGAAGAGAUAUAUGAGCCGCCCGUGCUAAACUUGGCCAAGAAGAAUGGCGAAAUCUUCAUUACAUUGCGGCCAAUCAAUAAUAUGAAUGUACAAAUGAACCCCAUUAUAUUUAAGGUAGUUAAAAGCGAGCUUGCCGUCGCGCUCAGCGAGAUCAAGAAGCAGCUCAAGGCUAAAGGCUUCUCCAAGUGCUGCUGUCACAAGACGGUGAUGAUGUGCGUCUGUCGCGAUGCCGUGGAAAAGAAAUAUCUACAGAAUGCAAUAGAAGAUGAAUGCAGGCGGCGCAGUAUGGAAAGUUGCGUUGAUCAUCUAGUGCUAACAGACAGCAGUGACAGCGAGUUCGAGUUCGAUUUCGAUGUGAAUACGCCGGCGGGCAUAGCUAAGCCUCCGACUUCACCUAAGCCCCUGACCGCCAAUUUUAGUAUGCAAACAGUCGUGGAACCUAAACCAUACGAACCGCCUUUUCCGAUCAAGUACUCCCCCUACAUGCGCUUCUAUAGCUGUGCUGCUGGGGAUCGCUAUACAAACACAGCGUUUGGUGACUUUAAAGAAAUUGUGUUUGAGGACGGCGUCUUUGGAUAUAGGGGCGGUGGUCCGCAUGGAGUGCAUCCUGGUGUCUUGCCGAAAAACAAAGAUAUUUGGGGGCCAGCGCCUGGUGGACCAAUGCGCGGUGGUGGGGGCAUUCCAGGCGGAAAAUCAUUUCCUGGUCUUCAGAAAACACCAGUCAAAAGUGAUCCAAUUCCCGUCAGGAUGACAAAGCGUUAUAUUCAAGCUCGCGAAAAACAAGCAGAAUCCAAAAAGCUCGAGGUUAAGUUAAUUCAAGGAAAGCCAGACAUGAUGCAACAUAUGAUAAGUAAGGGUGCCAUUCCUAAGCCUUGGAGACCCAGUGGAAAAGCGUAGUAGCUAUGUAGAUGUAGACAAUUUAUAAUUUUUAAUAUUUAUAUUGGUAAACUUCUUUUUUUUUAAUCAAGCCACCAUUUGAUUUACAAAUUUUGACAAUAAACUAAUAA
Drosophila hydei is the source of this 2810-nucleotide messenger RNA. RefSeq lists its product as uncharacterized. The record is from RefSeq and is a predicted model, not a curated record. The transcript is spliced from 3 exons. Bases 73 to 2700 code for a protein of 875 amino acids. Lineage: Eukaryota; Metazoa; Arthropoda; Insecta; Diptera; Drosophilidae.